AUGGAAAGUCCAAUAUCUAAAAUUUUUAUAUCAGAUGGAGGUUCAUUAAAGAAUUAUGAUUAAAUUUAAAAUUAUGGGGAAAUAAUCAGAAUUAAUGAAUUCGAUGCUCUUAAAUUUGGAUUUAAAUUGUUAGAUGAUAUAAAAUAAAAAACAUACAUUACUUUUAAUAAUGGUAUUGAAUAUUUGUAAUUGAGGGUAUUUUUUUAAUAAAAAUAUAUUUUUGGGCUUCAAUAUAUCCAUUUAUAUUGUUUAAUAUAGGAAGUGGAGUUAGUAUAUUAAAAUUUGACAAUGAAGAUUGAUUUGCAAGAAUCUCAGGCACAUCUUUAGGUGGUGGAAUGUUUUUAGGAUUGA
Paramecium primaurelia is the source of this 351-nucleotide messenger RNA. The record is from the annotation of a GenBank genome assembly. NCBI's taxonomy places the organism in Eukaryota, Ciliophora, Oligohymenophorea, Peniculida, Parameciidae.